UGGCGGAAUGCACCCAAUACUUGUUUGCGGACCGCAAAAAUACCGUAGAAGAAGAACAACAAUGCCAGUCAAAGCGGAAGUUGCUACCUUGCAAGAUAGUAGCUGAAACGUUCGUGCUUGGAGCCAACUAUAAAUAUAUCCUAUUUUCAAUCUCCGAAAUGCAACAGCCACAGGACAACUUUGUUUGAAAGUCAUAAAUGAUCCUGAGCCAAAACUGACGAGAUAAAAGCUAGCAAGCUACCUCAUUUUCCACGUGGAAAAAAAGGGAGGACAGGGACUUGCUAGCUACGUUAGCUUGCUAGCUAGCUGUCUUUUCUACAAGGAAUUUGCAGGACAACAUGAGUGGAGAGAAGGAAGCAUUGAUGGAAGAAAUCGAACAGAGUUUACACCCUCUAACGGAGGAUCAUUUACGACACCUGUGUGAACGUUGUGGAAUAGAUGGCCCCCAAGUUAAAGGAAAGAACCAUCGCUCGUUGCGACGUAAAAUCAUGGAAGAAAUGUGGGAAAACGCAGAUUCUUUGAAAUCGGAGGAGCAGGGAAUGUCUUGGUUACUCCGACUGAAAGAUGACAUCAGAAAAAUACAGGAAGAAUCUAGUGUGGCACCCAUGAGUCCCAGCCAGUCUGAUGAUGAUGAUAAUGAUACAGACUGCGAUGAAGAAUGGAACGUGGAGGACAACGAUGGAGAUUCAGAUUCGAUGUCAUCAAGUAGGAACAAUGGGGACAACCCUAACAGUCGCUCGCUCAGUGGGAGGGUCUUAUCAUCUGGGAAGGCUCCAGGGUUGAAAGUGAUCCAGCGCCCUUACAGCUGUGAUGUAUGUGAGAAAAGUUUCCCACAUUUAGGAGACCUAAAGAGACACCAGAGAAUACACACAGGAGAGAAACCAUAUGGCUGUGAUCAAUGUGGGAAGAGUUUUCGUCAGCCAGGGCAACUGACGAAACACAAGCUAACACACACUGGAGAGAAAUCUUAUCGCUGUGAUCAAUGUGGGAAGAGUUUUGCUCGAGCUGAUACCAGGACUGAACACAAGCGAACACACACAGGAAGGAAAUCUUAUGUCUGUGAUCAAUGUGGGAAGGGUUUCACUACCUUAGGAGCACUGACUAUACACCAGAGAAUACACACAGGAGAGAAACCAUAUGUCUGCGCUGUAUGUGAAAAGAGUUUUCGUCAGUCAGGACAACUGACUAUACACAAGCGAACACACACGGGAGAGAAACCAUAUAACUGUGAUCAAUGUGAGAAGAGUUUUGCCGAAGCUGGUUCCCUGACUGAACACAGACGAACACAUACAGGAGAGAAACCAUAUGUCUGUGAUCAAUGUGGGAAGAGUUUCACUACCUUAGGAACACUGACUAUACACCAGAGAAUUCACACAGGAGAGAAACCUUUUGUUUGUGCUAUAUGUGGAAAGAGUUUCCGUCAAACGGUACAACUGACAAGGCACAAGAGAACACACGCGGGAGAGAAAUCUUACAGAAGCUUUGAUCAAUGAGGGGAUUCGAUCAUCUCGCCUGGGUUGCACACAAACUCACACAAACUCACAGUUGAAGAUGCAUCAGCGAACACACUGGAGAGAGACAUUACAGAUGUGUGGUCUGCUGUGAGUUUUUAGUUUAUUAGGAUCCCCAUUAGCUACAGGAUUUUGGAUCCCCAUUCUUCAUGGUUUUGGUACCGUGAUGAAACUCAGUGGUGUGUCUGGUGGGGUAUCUGCAGUCUAUUCGGGAAAGUAUUCAGACCCCGGGGGAGAAGGACCUUGGUCAGGGCGGUGACCAAGAACGCAAUGGUCACCCUGACAG
Molecule: messenger RNA, 1797 nt
Organism: Oncorhynchus tshawytscha (Chinook salmon)
Lineage: Eukaryota; Metazoa; Chordata; Actinopteri; Salmoniformes; Salmonidae
Product: zinc finger protein 239-like
Exons: 3
Coding region: 339-1493 (384 amino acids)
Source: RefSeq, a predicted model, not a curated record